Fusarium subglutinans is the source of this 342-nucleotide messenger RNA. RefSeq lists its product as uncharacterized. Bases 1 to 342 code for a protein of 113 amino acids. The record is from RefSeq and is a predicted model, not a curated record. NCBI's taxonomy places the organism in Eukaryota, Fungi, Ascomycota, Sordariomycetes, Hypocreales, Nectriaceae. The transcript is spliced from 2 exons.
AUGGCAGCCGACUCACUCCCAAGCUCAAACUCAAAGACACUGUCAUCCAACAGCUGUCUCUGCUCAGGCUCUAGCCAUGGAGGAUCAUCACGCUCCAGCUCUUCCGCAUCAAACCGUUGCUCCCACUGUAGCUUCCGGGCCGGAUCCCCACCUCUGGGACGCCCCUCAUCCGGAGACCGCGACAAGAACGUCCUCGACCACUUCCACCUCUCAGGCUCAGCUACGGGUGUCGCCAAUGGAAAUGACCCUCUGUCGGCCGAAAUUGGUGCUGAAUGGGAAAAUGGCCAGAAACUCGGCCAUCAAAUGCCCCAUCACAUGCCCAACUCGUCGAAAUUGAACUGA